AGCAGAGCAACAUCACUUCCCAGUCCUUCGUGGGCCAGAAGGCCAAGCAGGAUGUCGAGCAUCUUCGGUCCUAUCAGCUAUGGCUCCACGGGGGACAUCUAUACCACAAUUACCCUCGUGCGUGACACUAUAGGACUCCUGACUGGACGUCGGCAUGUCCGGGAAGCAACUGCCUUCCGCGAGAUCCUCCACCAAUAUGUUUUCCUCCUCACCUUGUUUGACCGGCUGCUCAGAGAUCGCACUAUCCAGCGCCGACCAGACGCUUGGAAUGCUCUCAAGCUAUCUAUAACUAAUUGUGAUGCUAUCGUUAUAAAGAUCCGACGAUAUCUUGAGGACGUCACUCAGAAUCCUGCCGUAAUCUUCAGAGGGCCGCUAGGCAGUAUCUUCUAUUCAUCAAUUGUGGCUCCGUUCCGAUGGACUGUGUCCAGAGGCGAGCUCAUCGCGUUGCAUAAGGGCUUCCAACGCCAUGUCGACAUCAUCAACUGCGUACUCAAUGCAACCAAACUACAAGUCGUACCCACCAUCGUCAGAGACCUACAACCUUACUCAGAGACGGUCACACUAUUGGAUAUGUUAGAUCAGCGUAUGCCUAUUCCAGUACAGGUAUGUGCCGAUAAAGAACAAUUUCACAGAUUCCUUGGUUGUCUCUUCGAUAAUCGUGCAGGCAAGGCCCUCGUUCAACGACGCGAUUAUUCGAUUGUCAUUCAGGCGAAUGACGGUCCGCUGAAUGACGUCGAUUGGCUUUUGGGCGUGCAGCCGGGAACCGUCCUCGUCAUGUCCGCACUCCUCCGGAUUGCAGAUAAAGAGUUACACAAAUGUCCUAAUUGUGAGACCUUCCUUUCGCAUCAGGGUGAGGGGGAAAUCGUGUGCGCUUUCUGCGCAACCAAACUGCGGAUCAUGGACGCUCCAAGACAGGGUCAUCCUAAUGCCGCCUUUCCUCCAGAACAUCCGGAUGCGCCAAGGUACUAUCGCCUGGAGGAAGAGUCUAUCGUUAAUGACGACGAUGAGAGAUCCGACUUGCGGUUUAUUCGAAGAUAUAAUGUGGAGGUCCCAAAGUAUUGUUCGAGUUGCUUGGAUCCUAUGCAAGUUCACCACGCCGUAUCAGAUCCGCGGACGGUUGAGAGGUACAAGCGGUACUUUGUGGACAUGCUCAAGCUGGUUCCGAAGGAGCUAAAGUCGCAACCUAUAUGCGAUUCUUGCACCAUCAGCCGCGUUCCAAGCCAACUUCCGAGAAGAGCCAGGAUGUGGUCUGUUGGCACUUGGUUUAUCCAGUCGUCAGACCUUCCUCGCCGUCGACCCCGCUUUCAAUUACGCUUCCUCUAGUAAUUGCGGGUCUCAACAAGACGUCCUUCCCACUCAUUCCUUAUAUACCCAUACCCGGCCUUCUCAUUCCCGAAGGCCAAUUUUCUGCAUCCUUUUAUCCCUCAAUAUCACACGGCGGGGACCUCUACCAAACUACCACUCUUCUUAUAUUCCAACUAUACAGAUGCCCGUAGCCCGUAGUUGUCCGCUUGGAGGGAAGUGUCUACAUGCUAGUACACUUUCCUGCAGAGUCGGACCCGUACAGUAGUUGUCUGCUUGUCUGCUUGGAGGGAAGUGUCCGCAUACUGCACAACAGUACACUUUCCUGCUCGUCAGAACUUCUGUGAACAUCACCCUUACAUACCUUUCGCCCUUCUUGUCUUCCAAUGUACAGCAAGCCAUGUGCUUGAGAUGCUUGAAAUGCUAUAUCCCCCUCUCAGGCUU
This is a messenger RNA of Somion occarium, 1746 nucleotides long. The record is from the annotation of a GenBank genome assembly. Lineage: Eukaryota; Fungi; Basidiomycota; Agaricomycetes; Polyporales; Cerrenaceae.